CGCCCCGAGGAGGUCGAGCCGGGCCAGGCCCCGGAGCAGAGAAGACGAGGGAGAGGAGCGGCGAGGCGGAGGAAGCAGGCUCAGCCCCGCCACCAACUUCUCGAAGCCCCCGGACAAGGGUCGGGGAGGCGCCCGAGCUCACCCGCGGCCAUGGCAAAGGCAGAGUUCAAGUUUCUCAUCUGGAUUGGAUUAUUAAACUGCUUUGUGGUCUGUGGAUCUGCCCAACAAGGUGGGAGCAAUUGUAUAAAAGCUAAUGCUAAAUCAUGUGCUGAUUGUAUACAAGCUGGACCAAAUUGUGGAUGGUGCAAAAAUGCAACCUUCUUACAAGAAGGAGAAUCUACUUCAGCACAAUGUGAUGAUUUGGAAGUUUUAAAAGCUAAGGGCUGCCCUUCAGGUGAAAUAGAAAAUCCCAGAGGCUCACAGGAAAUGCUGAAAAACAAGGAAGUAACCAAUCGUGUCAAAGGGACUGCUGAGAAUCUUAAACCGGAAGACAUUACUCAAAUUCAACCACAGCAAGUACAGUUAAAGCUGCGAAUAGGGGAACCACAGACAUUUUCAUUAAAAUUUAAGAGAGCUGAAGAUUAUCCCAUUGAUCUUUAUUACCUUAUGGAUCUCUCCUACUCUAUGAAAGAUGACUUGGAAAAUGUGAAAAGCCUUGGAACUUCUCUGAUGAGUAAAAUGAAGAAUAUAACUUCAGAUUUUCGAAUUGGUUUUGGCUCUUUCGUUGAAAAAACUGUAAUGCCUUAUAUUAGUACUACACCAGCCAAACUCAAGAACCCAUGCACUGUUGACCUUAACUGUACAAGCCCUUUUAGCUACAGGAACGUACUCAACUUUACCAGCAAUGGAAAUCUGUUCAACAAGCUUGUAGGUGAUCAACAGAUUUCUGGCAAUCUGGAUUCUCCUGAAGGUGGAUUUGAUGCAAUAAUGCAGGUUGCUGUUUGUGGUUCAAAACUUGGAUGGAGAAAUGUCACUCGGUUGUUGGUAUUUUCUACGGAUGCUGGAUUUCAUUUUGCUGGAGAUGGGAAACUUGGAGGAAUUGUCUUGCCAAAUGACGGGCGAUGUCAUUUAGAUGACAAUAUGUACACAAUGAGCCAUUAUUAUGAUUAUCCCUCCAUUGCACACCUUGUUCAGAAGCUAAGUGACAAUAAUAUUCAGAUAAUAUUUGCUGUUACACAAGAAUUUCAACCUGUUUACAAGGAGCUCAAGAAUUUGAUUCCAAAAUCUGCAGUGGGAACACUCUCUUCAAACUCCAGUAACGUGAUUCAACUGAUAAUUGAUGCCUACAAUUCAUUGUCUUCAGAAGUCAUUCUGGAAAACAACAAACUACCAAAAGAAGUCACAAUUGAAUAUAAAUCUUUCUGCAAGAAUGGAGUGAAUGGUACAGGAGAUGAAGGAAGAAAGUGCUCCAACAUUUCAAUUGGAGAUGAGGUUAGCUUUGAGAUUAAAGUAACAGCCAACCAGUGUCCAGAAAAAGGGCAUGGUGAAACCAUUAAAAUCAAGCCACUAGGUUUCACUGAAGAGGUAGAAAUUAAUCUGGAGUUCAUCUGUGAAUGUGAAUGUCACAAGGACGGAAUUCCAGACAGCCCUAUGUGCUUCUAUGGAAAUGGAACAUUUGAGUGUGGUGCCUGCAGGUGUAAACCAGGACGUAUUGGAAAGCUCUGUGAAUGCAGCAUGGAUGAAGUAAACAGUGAAGAUAUGUCAGGCACCUGUAGACCAGCAAACAGUUCAGAAAUAUGUAGCAACAAUGGAGAAUGUAUUUGUGGACAGUGUGUGUGCAGGAAGAGAGACAAUUUAAAUGAGAUCUACUCUGGCCGGUUUUGUGAAUGUGAUAACUUCAACUGUGAUCGAUCUGAUGGCUUGAUUUGUGGAGGACAUGGUGAAUGUAAAUGUCGUGAGUGUUAUUGCGCAGAAAAUUAUACAGGCUCUGCUUGUGAUUGUUACAUGGAUACCACCCCAUGUGUAGCUGGAAAUGGGCAAAUCUGUAAUGGCAGAGGAAUCUGCAAGUGUGGAGUCUGUAACUGCACAGAUCCCAAAUUUACGGGACCAACAUGUGAAUUGUGCCCAACCUGCCCUGGAGUUUGUGCAGAGCACAAGGACUGUGUGCAGUGCAGAGCUUUUAACAGAGGGGGAAAGAAGGACACCUGUGAAGAAGAGUGUUCACAUUUUACCUUGAUGCCAGUAGACCAUAGAGAGAAGUUGCCACAGCCUGGACAAUAUAAAGCACAGUCUCAUUGCAAAGAGAAGGAUAUUGAUGACUGCUGGUUCUAUUUCACCUACUCAGUUGAUUCAAACAACAAUGCCAUUGUCCACGUGGUAAAGACUCCAGAAUGCCCAACAGGUCCCGAUAUCAUUCCCAUUGUUGCUGGUGUGGUUGCUGGAAUUGUUCUUAUUGGUCUUGCUUUAUUGCUGAUUUGGAAGCUACUUAUGAUCAUUCAUGACAGGAGAGAAUUUGCAAAAUUUGAGAAGGAAAAGAUGAAUGCAAAGUGGGAUACGCAAGAAAAUCCUAUAUACAAGAGUCCUAUUAAUAAUUUCAAGAAUCCAAACUAUGGAUGUAAAGCUGGUCUCUAAGUUUCCGGUGAGAAUCCUAUCUACAAGAGUGCAGUGACAACUGUGGUGAAUCCUAAAUAUGAGGGGAAAUGAAAACUGCUUUCUAAUUCUACAACUGCUUUCUAACUCCACAACACUGUAUGCAAUGUAGCAGUUUUGUAGUCACAGUAACAUAGCUUUAGAGCAAUAUCGCAAUGAAUUUACUAAUUCAUUACAUUACAUAUAUGUUUGUUUUCUAUGCAGAUUUUAAAAACUGUACAGUAUGUUUUUAAUUUUUGAAGGUUUUUUUUUCUUUUUGCAAAUAGUGCCAGGAGAUUGAUAAUAAAACUUGACACUGCAUAGCCUCCUCAACUAAGGUCACAUGGUGCCUUUCUGACCUGUAUCUGGAGUGAAAUGGCUAAAGUAACCAGUAUAAGGGUUCUGCCUAGCCAUUAAGUAUUAAUAUUAUAUCAGUUUUUCUUUACAGGCACAUCAGGGCUUUGGUUUGCACAGUUAAAAUGCAAGCCAAAUAAUUCUUUGUAAAUUACAAAAUUAACUUUAGUUUGUGAAUAAUGAACUUUUCGCAAGAUUUUAACCUUACUUGAUGCAGUAAGUUUAAUGAGACAGAAAUCAUGAUCUAAAAGACAAUUUAAUAUGUGCAGAUGCCUUUUAAACUGUCAGGGGUUGUGUAUAAGAAAUAGGAAGGAAAAAUAGAUUCAGAAUAAUAGCUUUAAUAUUUUGCCAUUCUUUUUUAUGAUAUUGCUGCAUGGUGACCGAAAAAGAAUUUUACUUUGUAAACUCAAAUCCUGACUUUGGUACAGAAAAGAAGUCUACCAAUACAUCUUCUGAAUGCAUAAGGGCCUUAAUUCAUCGGGGGGUAGUGGUUUUUCUAAUGUUUUUGCUUAGGUUAAAGCCUGGUGCUUUGUCACCUUUUUCGUUAAUGUAUUUGAAUUCAUUUUGUGUAAGAUGAUUGUUGUAAAAACAACUUUUUUGCAGUCUUGGCUGUAAAUUUACCUUCAUAUUGUAGCUAAGACUGCACAAUUGUCAUGUAACAUGACUUUCAGUUCUGAGAUAACAUUGUUUGAUGUGCCAUGUAUAUUUGCCGCUGCCCAUUCUGUCUUGUGUUCUAUACUAUCCACAUUCUUAUUUUAAGUGCCUUUUAUUUUAACAAAUGUUCACUUUUUACAGUGCUAUCAUGGAAGUUAUUUAUUAAAUAAAAAAUCUUUUAAAACAUCA
Messenger RNA from Lacerta agilis (Sand lizard), 3765 nucleotides. RefSeq names its product integrin subunit beta 1 (gene ITGB1). Gene Ontology annotation, cellular component: focal adhesion; cell surface; integrin complex. Gene Ontology annotation, biological process: integrin-mediated signaling pathway; cell-matrix adhesion; cell migration. Lineage: Eukaryota; Metazoa; Chordata; Lepidosauria; Squamata; Lacertidae. Gene Ontology annotation, molecular function: laminin binding; integrin binding; C-X3-C chemokine binding. The coding region runs from base 151 to 2571 and encodes 806 amino acids. The transcript is spliced from 17 exons. The record is from RefSeq and is a predicted model, not a curated record.